Chinchilla lanigera (long-tailed chinchilla) is the source of this 642-nucleotide messenger RNA. RefSeq names its product phospholipase A2, group IID (gene Pla2g2d). Gene Ontology annotation, biological process: phospholipid metabolic process; arachidonate secretion; lipid catabolic process. The transcript has 5 exons. Gene Ontology annotation, molecular function: phospholipid binding; calcium ion binding. Lineage: Eukaryota; Metazoa; Chordata; Mammalia; Rodentia; Chinchillidae. The coding region runs from base 93 to 569 and encodes 158 amino acids. The record is from RefSeq and is a predicted model, not a curated record.
GUGAGGAGGAGUAGUCUGGGGAGGACUGAUAUAAGGGGCUGCCUCGGUGGAAGGGGACCUCUAGAGCUGCCUGCAUUGCUCCUGUUGGCAUCAUGGAACUUGUCCUGCUGUGUGUACUGCUGGUGAUGGCUGGUGUGACUCCAACCCAAGGAGGGAUCCUGAACCUGAACAAGAUGAUCUGGCAAGUGACCGGGAAACUCCCCUUCUUCAACUACUGGCCCUACGGCUGUCACUGUGGAUUUGGUGGCAGAGGCCAGCCCAAAGAUGCCACAGAUCGGUGCUGCCAAGAACAUGAUUGCUGCUACUUCCAUCUGAGGCUCCAUCGAUGCAAGACCCGGACAGAUCACUACAAAUACACCUUUUCCUUGGGAGACAUCCAGUGCUCUGACAAGGGGAGCUGGUGCGAGCGACAGCUGUGUGCCUGCGACAAGGCGGUGGCCUUCUGCCUGAAGAACAGCCUAGACACCUACCAGAAGAAACUGCGGUUCUACUGGAGGCCCAAAUGCAAGGGUGUGGCUCCUCUGUGCACGGGCCCUGCCAACCUGACUUUUCUGGGGCUCCCUAAUUGAAUCGAGCUGCCCUAGGUUGCACACAAAAUACAUAAUAUAGGCAGGCGCUGUGCCACUGAGCUAAAUCCCCAGC